GUCCGAUGGUGGGUGCGGGGGAGUUUGGAGUUCAGUGGUUUACGCUUCACGUGUCCACGUUUCGUGCGCCGGACUUGAACACCUACAUUCUGGCGGAUAGAUUUGUUAAGUUGGAGUCGGAACCACAAUUUCCGGCGAGUAUUCCCUUCGGGACCAUCAACCAGGCGGACGGGACCUGGUCCAUGUGUGGGUGGAAGGAUUACCACGUUAGGUAUUGCGAGACCAUGUUUUUGAAGGUGUCGGUUGAUUUGGAGAAGGAUGAAAAGUUGGUUUUGGACGAGGUGAUUCCGAGUGAGGACGAGCAUUUGGGAGUGGAAAUAGCAGUUAUUGUUGGGAUUGUUUUCGUAGCAAUAGCAAUUGUAAUAACGAUUUAUAGGUGUAGGAAAGGGAAUGAGACCAUUUUAAAGAAGAUGCUACGAACUACUACAACCAUGUCAUUCCCUGAGUCUGAGUGGGAUAUUGAUCGUGAAAGACUAACCAUGGAAGAACAGCUUGGGGAAGGUGCCUUUGGAAGGGUGUUUUCAGCUCAGGCUCAGGAUUUGAUACCUGGUGAAUCAACCACCAAGGUGGCGGUGAAAAUUCUCAAGGAGAACCACACGGGAAGCGAUGUUAAGGAUCUGCUGGACGAACUGGAGGUCAUGAAGAAGGUUUGCCGUCAUCCUAACAUCAUCAACCUGCUCGGUUGCUGCACCAAGGAUGGACCUCUUUUCGUUAUCGUGGAGUACGCGCGUUACGGAAAUCUCAAGGAUUUCCUUCGUGAGCAUCGACCAAAUGUGGGUGGCACCAAGCCGGAAGAAUCGUACGUUCUCUCGAACGAUCAACUGAUCUCGUUUGCCCACCAAAUCGCCCUCGGAAUGGAGCAUCUCUCGUCGGUGAAGUGUAUCCAUCGAGACUUGGCCGCUCGGAACGUUCUGGUGAGUGAUGCGCUCACGAUGAAGAUCGCGGACUUUGGACUGGCUCGUAACAAGGACUACUACCGGAAGAGAACUUCGGGUAGGCUUCCGAUCUGCUGGAUGGCCCCGGAAUCUCUGCAGGUUGGGUACUUUGACUCACGGAGUGACGUAUGGUCUUUUGGAGUGGUGUUGUGGGAGAUUAUGACUAUGGGAGCACACCCUUUCAUGGCUAUUGAUACUUGGAAGCAGCUACUCGAGGAUCUACAGCACGGUAAACGACUGGAACGACCUGGAGGUUGUUCGGACGACGUGUAUAGGAUCAUGAAGGAUUGCUGGGAACUUCAAGCUGAACUACGACCAACGUUCACCGAUCUUGUGAAACAGUUGGAUCACUUGCUGUACGGGAAAAUAAACGAGAUCUAUGAAGGAUCAUUACAUCCCGAACACAUUAUGAGUAAACUUGGAGAAGGAGCUUUUGGCCAAAUAAUGCUUGCAGAAACAAUAGGACCGGAAGACGAAAACAUCUUUCCAGUAGCAGUCAAAAUGUUGAAGGACAACCAUUCCGAUGAUGAUGUGAAGGAUCUGGUGAGUGAACUGGAGAUCAUGAAGAUGAUUGGAAGGCACCCAAACGUUAUCAGUUUGCUUGGAUGCUGCAGCAAUGAGGGUCCUCUGUACGUCAUCAUGGAGUACGCAGCUCAUGGCAACUUGAGGAAUUUUAUGCACGGUCAUCGAUUCGAAGAACACUAUGAGCAGCGCGAUAAGAAAGCUAUUUCUACGCACCAGUUGAUCACAUUUGCAAUCGAAAUCGCUUCUGGCAUGGAGUACCUUGCAUCGAUCAAGUGCAUCCAUCGAGACUUGGCAGCGCGAAACAUCCUGGUCGCCGAUGGGUACGUCAUGAAGAUUGCCGACUUUGGGCUUGCUCGGGAUGUUCAGGAUCAUGAGUACUACCGGAAGAUGACACCCGGGAAGGUCCCGAUCCGUUGGAUGGCACCGGAAUCGUUGGAGCACCUUUUCUUCGAUUCGCGGACGGAUGUCUGGUCGUUUGGUGUGCUACUGUGGGAGAUCAUGACGCUCGGUCGUCAGCCGUACCUGAACGUCACCAGUUGGGAGUAUCUGUUGGAGUACUUGAAGCAAGGGAAUCGCCUGGAGAAGCCAGCCCAGUGUCCUGAUGGUGUUUAUGCUGUUAUGAGGGGGUGCUGGCAGCUGACACCGACGCAUCGCCCAUCGUUUGGAGAAAUUGUACAACACAUGAAGCUGUGCUCCGAUGCGAUGGACACAUAA
Molecule: messenger RNA, 2174 nt
Organism: Culex quinquefasciatus (southern house mosquito)
Lineage: Eukaryota; Metazoa; Arthropoda; Insecta; Diptera; Culicidae
Product: tyrosine protein-kinase src-2
Exons: 2
Coding region: 6-2174 (722 amino acids)
Biological process (GO): positive regulation of kinase activity; protein phosphorylation; multicellular organism development
Cellular component (GO): signaling receptor complex
Molecular function (GO): ATP binding; transmembrane receptor protein tyrosine kinase activity
Source: RefSeq, a predicted model, not a curated record